Molecule: messenger RNA, 2312 nt
Organism: Danio aesculapii
Lineage: Eukaryota; Metazoa; Chordata; Actinopteri; Cypriniformes; Danionidae
Gene: sass6
Product: SAS-6 centriolar assembly protein
Exons: 17
Coding region: 310-2229 (639 amino acids)
Biological process (GO): centriole replication
Cellular component (GO): centriole; centrosome
Source: RefSeq, a predicted model, not a curated record
ACAACGCGCGCCGGUAAACUCUGAUAUCAAACGUUUUCAUUUUUAUCUGCUUUAUUCACGCACAACUAUAAAUUAAAUACAGCUUUAAACGUUUACAUUUGUGUUGUACGAUUGUUAAAAACGAAAACAUGAUGAAAUACGAUGAUACGCGUGAUUAGGUUGAAGUGUAUCUCGCUUCCGGUUGGAAACGGACAAACGCGGGAGUGAAGCGCGAACAACAAAUGAUUCUUUCUACAACCUAAUAACAUCUUUAAAACACGAAUACACGUUUUUUUAAUUAUUAUCGUUGCUUUUUUGGAUGAAUUAGGAAUGACGGAGUUACUUUUUAACAAGCGGUUGCAGGUGCUGGUGAAGAGUAAAGACACCGAUGAGAGGCGUUCGGUUAUUCGCGUUAGUAUUGAACUGCAGUUACCAUCAAGCCCUGUUCACAGAAAGGAUUUAGUUGUACGGCUGACUGAUGAUACUGAUCUUUACUUUUUAUACAACCUUAUCAUAUCAGAGGAGGAUUUUCAAAGCUUAAAAGUACAACAGGGGCUUUUAAUAGACUUCACAUCAUUCCCACAGAAAUUUAUAGACUUGCUUGAACAGUGCAUCUGUGAACAGGAUAAAGAAAACCCACGGUUUCUUUUACAGCUCUCGUCAUCAUCAUCAGCGUUCGAUCACAGUCCUUCAAACCUCAAUAUUGUGGAGACAAACGCUUUUAAACACCUCACACAUCUCUCUCUGAAACUGCUGCCGGGAUCUGACACUGAUAUUAAGAAGUAUCUGGCCAGCUGUUUGUCUUCUGUAAAGGAGGAAAAGCAGCAGUUGCAGCAGAAGUUAAGAAAGACUGAGGAGGAUCUGACAAGACAGCUAAAUUAUGCACAGCAAACCCUGUCUGAGAAAAGUCGAGAACUGGACAAACUCCGGUCUGAAUGGACAUCUCAAACGACAUCUCUGUCCAGCAGGCACAUGCAGGAUCUCACCGCUGAGCGUGAAAAAGCUCUGGAGACUCAAGGCCGUCUGCAGCAGCAGAAUGAACAGCUGCGUCAGGAACUGGAGUCGUCUCAUCACAGAAGCACUCAACAGCUACAAACCAAAGUCUCCGAGCUGGAGACGGCGAACCGAGAGCUCAUUGACAAGAAAUACAAGAGCGACUCCACCAUCCGAGACCUCAAAGCCAAACUGACCAGUCUGGAGGAGGAGUGUCAGCGGUCCAAGCAGCAGGUGUUGUCGUUGAGGAGGGAGAACAGCGCCCUGGACAGCGAGUGUCAUGAGAAGGAGCGUUUGCUGAAUCAGCUGCAGACACGAGUGGCCGUUCUGGAGCAGGAGAUCAAGGAUAAAGACCAGCUUGUGCUGAGGACCAAAGAAGUGCUGGAGGCCACGCAGCAGCAGAAGAACUCUGUGGAAGGAAACGCUGAGAGCAGGCAGCUUCAGAUCAGUAAGCUGGAGUCCACAGUGAAGUCUUUGUCGGAGGAGCUCAUCAAGGCAAACGGCAUCAUCAAGAAGUUGCAGGCAGAUCUGAAGGCUCUGCUGGGGAAGAUCAAGGUGAAGAACAGCGUCACCGUUUCUCAAGAGAAGCUCCUGCAGGAGACCAGCGACAAACUGCAGAGACAGCAGAGAGAGCUGCAGGACACACAGCAGAGACUCACACUGAAGGAGGAGGAGGCAGCAAAAUUAAAGGAGCAGUUGGAAGCUACUGUUCAGAAGCUGGACGAGAGCAGGGAAGUGUUAAAAACUAAUGAGAAUGUAAUAACGUGGCUGAACAAGCAGCUGAAUGAGAAUCAGCUCUCUAGAAAGCAGGAAACUGUGGCCAUGUUUGAGACUCCUGCAGCUGCACUGAGAUCAGCCGCUGUCCCGCACAAUAUGCUUGAUAGUAAAGGUUUGUUGUCAUCUUUGGGACAGGCUUUCCCCAUCACCUCUACCAUAAACUCCAAAUAUCCUCUCACCCUCUCAUGUGUGAGCUCAGGACCCCGGUCUGUCCUGACCAGCAGCAAUGGACCAAAGGUCCAGUUUAACCCGAUGAGUGUCAAACCUUCAGCAGCAGAAGUGAGUCCAGCUGGUUUCUCCCAGCCGGCCAAUAAGGAGAACGGUGAACCUGUUGGAUUGGACUCAAAGUACUUUGAGAGACGAGAUGACAGCAUUCCUCUUCGUGGACUUCUACCCAGCAUGCAUCUAAAUAGAGAAGUUCCAAAGCCACUGAACACAGCUGCAGCGAAACCAACACCAUCAGCGUUUUUUCCAGGAUGACGAACAGCAGGCUAAUCUAGAUUCAUCACCACGUCAUGUGUGAACGCUACUAUUAUAUGGAAGAGCCGCACCUCCUCCUCCUU